AUGAACGAAGUAGAUCUCGCUGGAAUAACAGAGACUUGGUUAAAUUCAAUUAUUCUUGAUAGCUGUGUAAACAUUCAGGGCUAUAACUUAGUUCGAAACGAUCGCACUGAGAAACGGGGUGGCGGAGUUUGCGUGUUUGUGAAGUCUUCAAUUCCUUUCGUGACGCUUCCAAAUCUUGGCUGUCCUAACCAUGAGUGUUUGUGGGUAAAACUUAGACCUUACCGACUUCCAAGAGAAAUUUCAUGUAUUAUUGUUUGUGUGUUAUACAAUCCACCUCUUGCAGAUAAUAACGAACUAUAUGAGUACAUUAUUGUCUCUUUAGACAAAAUAUUAUUACAAUACCCUGGAGCAGGAGUCAUCGUCAUGGGCGACUUUAAUCAGUUUGACACUAAACGUCUUUGCAGAAAUUCAUCUCUCAAACAAAUUGUUAAGAAACCAACCCGUGGAAUAGCGACUUUGGAUUUAAUACUUACCAAUAUAAAGCGUUGGUACAAAGAUCCAGAUAUUCUUCCCGCUAUUGGUCAAUCGGAUCAUAUGUCAAUUAUGUUAUAUCCACUUGAAAACCCCGUCGUACCAACACAACUACCAAAGUUUGGGUUAGAAAGCGAAAUCCAUCAAAUAUACAGCCUUUUGGUCGCUUCCUCUCAAAUCUGGAUUGGAGUGUACUUUCCCGAUUAUCUUCUUGCCAAAGUAUCUGUGAUCUGUUCUAUGACAUCAUUCUCAUGGGCCUGGAUACUAUUAUUCCCCCAAAAGCAGUCAGACUCCACUGUAGAGAUAAAGCAUGGAUUACACCUGAAAUAAAAUCGCUUAUUUCCCAAAGACAAAAAGCACUUAGCUUGGGAAUAAAGCUGAAUACAACAAAUUAAGGAACAAAGUUAUUCGUGUUAUCAAAGAAAUGGUGGAGUGCAAUAAAAAAUUUAGUUGGCUCUUCUUCAAAACCAGUUUUUAAUUCUGUUGAGGCUGAUGGAAUCAUCUUACAAAGAAGAGAAUUAGCGUCCGCAGUUAACGAUGCAUUUAUUGCUGCCACCAAAUCAUUACCUCCGUUAUCGGAAUAUGAAAAAAAUACAUGUCGAAGAGUCUAGUGUCCCAUACACCAUCUCUGACAUUACUAUUGAAUCCCAUUUAAAGAAAAUCCAAUCCAAUAAAGCACCUGGUCCAGAUGGCAUACCAAACUGGAUUCUCAAUACGUUUUCCAUGGAGCUCUCUGAACCUGUGACAAUUAUAUUCAACACCUCUAUUAAACAGGCACAGUCCCAAGGCAGUGGAAAGAGGCGGAUGUUAUUCCUGUCCCAAAGCCAACCCCAGUAACGGAUAUAUUCUCAGAUCUUCGACCUAUAUCACUAACUGCUACACUGUCAAAAAUUCUUGAGUCGUUCCAAUUUCGAAGGAUCAUGGAUACUAUUCAUUCGACAUUGGAUCAAAGACAAUUUGGUUCAUUAAAAGGAUAUUCCACCGUGGAUGCGUUAAUUAGCAUGUUCCAUUGUUGGUUUUCAGAUACAGAUGGCAAUGGCGAAACCGUACGUGUUUUUCUAUUAGAUUUUAGUAAGGCAUUUGAUAGAAUUAACCAUCAAAUCCUCAUAAAAAAGAUGCGAUUACUCGGCAUUGAUAAUUCUCUAAUUAAUUGGGUAAUUGACUUCCUCAUGUAAAGAGACAGAGGGUGAAAUUGGGGUCUGUGUCAUCUGAUUGGGAAUUUGUAAAUGGCGGCGUACCGCAGGGUACAAUUCUCGGCCCGCUUCUUUUUCUUAUAAUGGUUAACGACUUAGCCGUCACUCACAACAACCGAUGGAAAUAUGUUGACGAUACCAGUCUUUCGGAAACAAUCAUUAAAGGUAAACAAAGCCAUUUACAAACUAUUAUAGACGAUAUUGAGAAAUGGUGUACAGAGAAUGAUAUGGUACUUAACCACGCCAAAUGUAAGCAGUUGAUUAUUUCGUUUGCUAAAGAUACACCGAACAUUCGUCCAUUGUUUGUUGGAGAACAUUGUAUUUCCCGGGUUUCGUCAGCAAAAAUCCUUGGUAUUAUUUUCUCGUCUGAUCUUCAUUGGAACUUGCAUAUUGAAUACAUCGUAGCAAAAGCAUCAAAGAGACUAUACUUUCUCCGAGUACUUAAACGAAGCGGAGUUGGAAUGAAUUCUCUAAUCCAAGUAUUUUUUACAUGUAUACGGCCUAUCCUUGAAUACGCAUGCCAGGUUUGGGACUACGGUGCUCCAGAUUAUUUAAAAGAAGAAGUUGAAAGAAUUAAAAAACGCGCCUUGCGAAUAAUACAUACCGAUCUAUCGUAUCGGGAAGUUAUGAAACUUAAUGGAAUUCAAUCACUUAGUCAAAGAAGAAAUGAUAUAUGUAUGUCAUACUUCAAAAAACUUCUUCACCCCAACCACAAGUUGCACGAACUCGUUCCUGAUAGACGUGAGAACUUAGUCAAUUAUACUCUUCGUAAUGAUAACCAUGUCAAUUUAAUUGACUGUAAAACUAAUAGAUUUCGAAAUUCAUUUUUACCUACAAGUAUUUUAGCUUAUAAUGACUCAUUAUCAUAAUAUUUAGACGUUUUAACGAUUUUUAAAAUUUGCAUGGUAGUAACAUAUAGUAUUACGUAGUUAUAAAAAAUUUCAUGUAGUAUAUGUUAUUAAGAGUCCUCUUACGAAUUAUGUAAUUAAUUAUGUAUAUUUCAGCUUUUAGCUGCUACUCAGAUUAACAUUUCAUUAAAUACAAAUACAUUUAUACAGACAUUCAGAGUGUUUUUUAACGUCCAACGUGGUGUUCGUUCAAGCCAUUCGUAAAUGCCCGGAAAUUCAAGGUUUGCGUCUUCCCGGUGGCAAAGAAGUAAAAAUCUCUCAGUAUGCUGAUGAUAAUACUUGUAUCGUUACCAACACUUCUGGCAUUUUUAAGGUUGAUGUCUUUGACGAAUACGGUCGAGCGUCUGGGGCGCGACUCAACAGAACUAAGUCAAAAGGUCUUUGGCUGGGCAGGUGGCGCUGUCGCACAGAUUCUCAAUGCGUGUUAGAGUGGGUUAACUCACGCCUUAAGAUUGUCGCUGUUUAGUUCGGUGACAAAGGUGCGUGUUUGAAAUCGUGGAAGGAAGUCUCGGCAAAGUUCAUCGCGGUUAUAAAGAUAUGGGAAUCGCGGUUAGAAAAAAAUGGGAAUCGCGGUUUUUAACUUUACGUGGGAAGGUAACGGUGCUUGAUCAAUGACAACACGAAGCCAAAUUGUGAUAUUCCGUCUCCAUUUUACAGUCAUCUCGUUCGUGUGUUGAAAGAAUUCUCUGUCGACCUGAGCCAACCUCAGCAAAGCAAAUUUUACUAUGCUCGUCGUCUGCAAAAUUGUGUUUCCCCGGUUCAAACGCGAAGCGAAGUGCAUUGGAAUCGGCGGUUAGGUCCGGGAGUGAUUUGGAAAGAUAUCUGGAAAGAAAUUGCUCACAGUAUGAAUGAUCCAGUUUUGCGGGAUUUUGAUUGGCGGACGGUUAAUCGUAUCUUACCAGUAAAUUCUCGAAUGCAUCAGUGGAAUUCACGGUUACCUCCACGAUGUGCUCGGAGUGGGGCUCAAGUUGAAACCUUAGAGCAUGUUAGUUAGUUUCGUUAGAUUCGUUAGAUGUGUUGGUUGAUUGUCCAAAUAAUAAAGAUAUGUGGAUAUUCAUAUUAAAUUUGUGUCAUCGAAUUGAUCCAUCCGUGAUUGGUUUCUCAGAGAAGAACUUAUUUUUGGGCUGCUUUUCACAAUGGGUGUCGAAGGAUUUAUUGCGUUACAUAAUGUGUGUUGGGAAAUUUCCCGCUUGGAAAGAACGCGUUUCGGUGCAAUUCAACAAGGAUCAGAAAAUUAACUGUGGGACAUAUUUCAAGAAUUACGUUCGACGAAGACUUCGAAUGGAACAAUGCUUCAUAAGAGUGGAGACUUUUAUGUCAAAAUGGUGUAUUAAUAAUGUCUUGGCUCAGUGGCGGAUCCAGCAAAGUUUUUUGUUGUUGUUUUUUUUUUGGGGGAGCUAACCAAUGGCGAAACGAGCACCGAAGGCGCAAGAUUUUUAAAAUUUGGGUCUCUGAAAUGGCAUUUCCAGCAUUCUGAGAAAACAUUGUGGAAAAUUUUUAGGAUUCUCAAAACAUUUAAAAAUUCAGAAUAUUUAAUAUUGGCUAUUCCGCUAUUGUCACCCCCAUGCAAUUUUUUCUAAAUCCACCACUGUCUUGGCUUGUGUAAGGGACGAUAAUAUUCAGAUUUUGAUAUAGAACAAUAAGUGUGUUUUAAGGUGACAAUAUGUGUGUUUCGUUGUGUGUUCACAAUUGUGUAAAUAUUUGAUUCCCCAUAGCGAUUUUCGUUAUGUGGGCUUUCUAUUUAAUAUUUCCGUAGAGGAGAAGAAAAGAAUGAGUCUAUAGACAUUUUUUCCUGGCUUGGCUCACGAGCUGAGCCGAUUAAUUAAGUGACACAAGCAAAAAAGCGUCAUCAAACCAAGAACUGUAUGUAUGCAUGCGCAAUUAUCAAUUCGAAUUUCCGAUCUUAACUACAACAUCACAAACAUCAUAUUCACAUGCGUACAUAACACCAACACAGAAAAAAAAUACUAAGACUAAAUUAGCUUCAAUUAUCCUACCUUAAUUAUCAUACCACAUGCUUCCGCAAUUAUUUUCAGCUAUAAAUACCAAACUUCGAGCAGGCAAUUAAUUAGCAAAACUCUGCUUCUCCUUCAGAAUUUCAUAAACGGACAAAUCUUUCGCCUUUUACUGAAGAUUUCCGUGGAGAAGUAUUUCAUAACUGGAGACAAGAAGACGAAUGGAGAAGGAACCUUCUAGAUGUGGUGGUGACGAAGCACUGGUCGUGGGAAUCCUGGUGGCGCUGCCGGUGAUGCUCUUGCUGCUCCUGGUGGUGGUGCUGCUGCUAGUGGUGGUGAUGCAACCCGCGGUAGUGGUCCUGCAAGUGCUGGUGGUGCACGUCGUGGUAGUGAUGCUAGUCGUGGAGGACGUGGUGAUAGUCGUGGUACUGGUGGUGCAAAUCGUAAUGGUGAUGCAGGUCGUAUUGCUGAUGAUGCAAAUCGUGGUGGUGCUGAUGCACGUCGUGAUCACUGCAUGAAAAGCGACGUAUUCCGAGGUAUUCACAUGUCUACACGGGUUAGAAGAAAACGCAUAUUGCAUCAGUAUUCUGACGUGGAAUAUUAG
This is a messenger RNA of Paramuricea clavata, 5131 nucleotides long. Lineage: Eukaryota; Metazoa; Cnidaria; Anthozoa; Malacalcyonacea; Plexauridae. The record is from the annotation of a GenBank genome assembly.